CCUUCGCUGGCCAUGGCUCCCCUGCUGGCCCUGUGCCUUGUGGCGCUGGUGGGCCUGCCUCUGGCCACAGCGCUAGACUGCCACAUCUGCGCCUACAACGGAGAGAACUGCUUCAACCCUAUGCGCUGCCCGUCCACGGUGUCCUACUGCAUGACCACGCGCACCUACUACACCCCGUACCGGAUGAAGGUGAGCAAGUCCUGCGUGCCCAAGUGCUUCGAGACGGUGUAUGACGGCUACUCCAAGCAUGCAUCCACCACCGUCUGCUGCCAGUACGACCUCUGCAAUGGUGCCGGCCUCGCCGCCCCGGCCGCCCUGGCCCUGGCCCUCCUUCUCUUGGUGACCCUCUGGGGCCUGCUCUGAUGCCUCCCACCACUCGUUUAGGGUGCAGCACGACAGCAUGCCCCGCCUACCAGACCCGCCUAUCGGACUAUGACUCCUGCAGGCCACACCACCGAGCCCCGCUUCCUACGGGUCCCGCCCACUGGACACUGAUUCCUGCAAGUCUCUCCCACUAGACCUAUCCAUUGGGCCCUUCUCCUAUAUGUCCCGCGGCAAACCCCUGCCUCCAGGCCAUGCCCACAGAUCCCUCCUCCCAAGAGCCCCUUCCACAUCCCUCAGAGGCCUUUCUAAGAAUGGGGGUCCUAUGAAUUCUCUUUGGAGGUCAGGGAAAUGUGGAGUGGACCUGCAGGCCUUGCUGUGGGUAAGGGUCCUCUCAGGAGUUCCCCCACGGCAGGGGGCUGCCUCGCUGGGGGCCUGGAGGGGUCAGCCAAGGCCGCUGUCCAGCCCUGGCCUGGAGGGGCUGGGCUGG
Molecule: messenger RNA, 811 nt
Organism: Suncus etruscus (white-toothed pygmy shrew)
Lineage: Eukaryota; Metazoa; Chordata; Mammalia; Eulipotyphla; Soricidae
Product: ly-6/neurotoxin-like protein 1
Exons: 4
Coding region: 13-363 (116 amino acids)
Source: RefSeq, a predicted model, not a curated record